CGGUUAGCGAGUCCCGGCUGGUGCUGGUGGUGCCUCCCUCCCCCACCCGCUGCUACUGCCGCCGCCGCCUGGAGCCUCCCGCCGCCGCGAGCCGGACCCCGCCAUGGCCGACCAGCUGACUGAGGAGCAGAUAGCAGAGUUCAAAGAGGCUUUCUCCCUGUUCGACAAGGAUGGGGACGGCACCAUCACCACCAAGGAGCUGGGGACGGUGAUGAGGUCCCUGGGCCAGAACCCCACCGAAGCGGAGCUGCAGGACAUGAUUAACGAGGUGGAUGCGGACGGGAACGGCACCAUCGACUUCCCAGAAUUCCUGACUAUGAUGGCGCGGAAGAUGAAGGAUACAGACAGCGAGGAAGAGAUCAGAGAGGCAUUCCGGGUCUUUGAUAAGGAUGGGAAUGGCUACAUUAGCGCGGCAGAGCUGCGCCACGUGAUGACGAACCUGGGAGAGAAGCUGACCGACGAGGAGGUAGACGAGAUGAUCCGAGAGGCUGACAUCGACGGAGACGGGCAGGUCAAUUAUGAAGAGUUCGUGCAGAUGAUGACCGCAAAGUGAAGGCUCCGGGACGGGCGGCUGGUGAUGCCCAUUCUCCUUCAAUACUUUUCUCCAACACUCUCUCUCUACUUAAGUAACCUGGUUCUUUCAGCAAACUCCAAUCGGCUGUGGAAGAAAUCUGACUAAGCAACAAAAAAUGUACUUGCCCCAAACUGCAUGAUUGUGCCCUGUCCCUCCUGCCCCUUUCCCCUUCCUCCCUUUCUCUCCUCCCCCACCCAGCCCAUCCCUCUGGCCCUAAUCCAACCUCCCCUCCCAGCCCACCCACCCCCCCGCCGGAAAUCUCAGCCUUGCAGAUGUCUUUAGUUCCUUUGGGGGGGUUCUUUGUUCUGCGGACGGAGCUGGCCGGUGUCCCAGCACGCCGCGGAGAGAGCAAACUUAAACCGUGUUGCAUGCGUCUGGCACUGUGGGUCUGUGCAUUCACCCCGCGGCCUCAGAGCGUCUCGCCCCUGGAAACGACAGGGGGUCGGCAGGAAGGGAAGCCUCUUGUCUCGUCUUUUUUUUUUUUUUUUUUUUUUUAGAAAGGGGGCGGCGAACGAUCCCAGAGACUGGAGUGUGGGUUCCAGAGACCUUGUCACGCCAUCCGGGGGAAAAGGGGGUGGGGGGUUUAACAGCCCAAAAAAAAAAAAAAAGCUUAAAAAGAAAUUGGCUCUUGACACGUGAUCCUAAAACCAGGACUAGUUUCUCCUUGCUCGUAGCCCUGUACAAACUGUAAAUGUCCAUGCGAUGAUUCCUAAGCACUGUCCACCUCUCAGAGCUGCUGUGUAAAUACUGGUGCUAACCCAUCCAGUCCCCGCCCUGCGCAAGGCAUGGCUGCUUUUUGACGGGCAAGCGCUAGCGGGCGGGAGGGGAUUGGCGAAGACCCGCGGCGAGCGUCAGCUGCCAUUGGCUGGGUGGGCAUCACCGGCGCGGCCCCUGUUCUACCUGGUGACCUGCCUUUGCUUUCUUGAUGUCUGUGCUCUUGUUGCUAAGCCCCCCCCCUUGCCUGGCCAACCCGCCGCGGAGAGCAUGAGCCGUCAACUUGCUUCUCUUUAUUUUUAAUUUUGUAAAAGGCGGGGGCGGGGCGCUCAGAAAAAAACAGAAUUUUUUCCCCGCCGCCCCGGAAAGCGGGCGCUUGAGCGUGCCCCGUGGUGGAACCGGCAGCGCCCCUGGGCUGUGAGCGGAACCGGGGGGAGGGGAAGCCUAUUUGGAGAGCCGGGGCGCGGGGCUGAUGGGAGCGAGGCUGUCUGAAAGCGGGCGAUUGUUGUGUUCAGUUCAAGCUGUGAAAAUAAAACUAUAUCAAUGUUUUCCAAUAAAAUACAGUGACUACCUGA
Messenger RNA from Emys orbicularis (European pond turtle), 1863 nucleotides. RefSeq names its product calmodulin 3 (gene CALM3). The record is from RefSeq and is a predicted model, not a curated record. Gene Ontology annotation, molecular function: enzyme regulator activity; calcium ion binding. The coding region runs from base 104 to 553 and encodes 149 amino acids. NCBI's taxonomy places the organism in Eukaryota, Metazoa, Chordata, Testudines, Emydidae. The transcript has 6 exons.